Pangasianodon hypophthalmus (striped catfish) is the source of this 711-nucleotide messenger RNA. RefSeq names its product transmembrane protein 238-like. The record is from RefSeq and is a predicted model, not a curated record. Bases 110 to 565 code for a protein of 151 amino acids. The transcript has 2 exons. Lineage: Eukaryota; Metazoa; Chordata; Actinopteri; Siluriformes; Pangasiidae.
ACUUUGGCCCCUUUACAGAGCAUGUGUUUCUCUCAGAGUGACUACAUGGUGUACCGCUAACACUUGUGUCACUCAAAUAAUUUUAGUGGAGAAAGAAAGUGUCAUAGCCAUGGAGAAAAGUGGUCAGGGAGUGGGUCGGUGCAAGUUUGCAUUUUGGUUUGCUGUAUUUCAUGACGUAUUGGGACUCCUGAUCCUCUUGUCUGGCGUGUUUUGGGAUAUCUUCUUCAAUGACCUUCUGAUCUACUCUGGAGCUGUGGUCAUUUUUCUCAGCCUUAUCUGGUGGGUGUUUUGGUACUCUGGGAACAUCGAGGUGCCUCCUGCAGAGCUGGAGGACGACAUCACUUUGUACAAAAAGAACAAGGGAAUUUCUGGAGUGGUGCGCAAAGUCUCUGAUCGUCUCUCCAAUGGACUUAGUUCAUUCAGGAAAAGUGGAAGACGCAGUGUCCCGAGGGGGAACUCGCAUCAAAACGGCACCAACAACGCAAAUAUCUGCAUGAUCUCCUAUACAAACACUCAGCCACUAGGACCAUCCUACAACCUGAACAGGGAGCCGUUAUCCAUAUAAUCCGCAGCAGUGUGAAGAACGCAGCCUCUGGACAGCUGUGCCCUGUCAAGCAAGCAAAUGAUUGGAAUGACAUGUUGGAGGCAUAUUUCUAAUUUCAUCAGUGUUGUUUCUCUGUUUCAUAUUUAUGAUACUACGUAAAUGCUCUA